UUAGACUUAACCACCUCCUGCCCGCCAUAUAGUAAUAUGACGGACGCAAGGUGGUUCUCUCGUUCUGGGAGGACAUCAUACACUGUCCUCCCAUUCUCACCGCGCAUGUGCGGCUCUCGAAGCGCGGCGAUCGGCAGUGCGCUGUGUCCCACAGACACAGCGGAUCACCGAUGCACGGAAGGAGCCGAAGAUGUUGGCUCGGUCAUGUGAUCAGCUGUGUCCAAUCACAGCUGAUCACAUGUAAACAGGGAAAUGCCGUGUUAUCGGCAUUUCUCUCC
Molecule: messenger RNA, 278 nt
Organism: Staurois parvus
Lineage: Eukaryota; Metazoa; Chordata; Amphibia; Anura; Ranidae
Source: the annotation of a GenBank genome assembly